AUGUGUUCCUUACUACCUACUGAAGUUGUUGAAUAUUUUAGCUCUGAUUCUGUUAGUACUGUUGAUCAAGGCAACACCUCAUUCCAAGAGUUGUAUACAACAGAAUUCUUGAACACAAUAAAAUGCUCUGGCUUACCUCCACAUAGACUUGCCUUGAAAGUAGGAGUUCCUAUAAUGCUCAUGAGAAAUAUAGAUCAGGCUGCAGGACUCUGUAAUGGCACAAGACUGAGGAUCACAUUUCUUGGUAAACACUUUAUUAAAGCAAUCGCUCUCAAUGGCACAAGUCAAGGUCAAGAAGUUUUGAUCCAUCGAAUGGAUAUGAAUCCAUCAGAAUCUAAACUACCAUUCACAUUGAUAAGAAGGCAAUUUCCCAUCAUCCUAUCAUUUGCUAUGACAAUCAACAAGAGUCAAGGACAAUCAAUGACCAAUGUUGGCCUAUACCUUCCUAGACCUGUCUUCACACAUGGCCAGUUAUAUGUUGCUCUGUCAAGAGUUAGAUCUAUGGAUGGCAUCAAAAUUCUAAUACUUGAUUCAGAGAAAAAGCCAACCAACAAGACGAUGAAUGUGGUCUAUAGAGAAAUAUUUCAAAACAUUGUGUGA
This is a messenger RNA of Neltuma alba, 600 nucleotides long. Its product is annotated as ATP-dependent DNA helicase PIF1-like. NCBI's taxonomy places the organism in Eukaryota, Viridiplantae, Streptophyta, Magnoliopsida, Fabales, Fabaceae. The transcript has a single exon. Gene Ontology annotation, biological process: DNA replication. Gene Ontology annotation, cellular component: replication fork. The record is from RefSeq and is a predicted model, not a curated record. The coding region runs from base 1 to 600 and encodes 199 amino acids.